Molecule: messenger RNA, 474 nt
Organism: Acanthocheilonema viteae
Lineage: Eukaryota; Metazoa; Nematoda; Chromadorea; Rhabditida; Onchocercidae
Source: the annotation of a GenBank genome assembly
AUGAAAGCAUUCGUAAUUGCUAGCUUACUUAUUUCAUGCGCUUUUGCUCAGCAACAACAGCAACAACCACAGCUACAACAGCAACAACAAUUUCCAGUACCUCCAUUUUUGAUUGGUGCAUCACCAAAAGUUAUCAGUGAAUUUCAGCAGCUAAUUAAUAGCGGUAGACAACGAACUGAUCGUGAAAUGGAGCAGGCAGUUGAAUCAUGGAUUGCACAACAGAGUCAAAAAAUUCAAGUCUCUUUUCAAAAAUUCAAACAGCAAGCAUUAAAUGCUUUACAACAAGCUGAAGCACAACAUCAAGCAUCUGCAGCAAAAUUGUCACCUGAAGCAAGAAGAGUUGACGCACAAUUAAGCUCCAUUGCUAAGAGCGUUUCAUUGACACCAAUGCAGAAACAGGAGCAAAUUGACAUGAUCAUUAGCAAGCUUCCGGAAAAUGUCAAACAGGAAUUGCAGCGAGCAAUUCAAGGCUAA